Molecule: messenger RNA, 5398 nt
Organism: Myotis myotis
Lineage: Eukaryota; Metazoa; Chordata; Mammalia; Chiroptera; Vespertilionidae
Gene: NFATC4
Product: nuclear factor of activated T cells 4
Exons: 10
Coding region: 191-2899 (902 amino acids)
Biological process (GO): cytokine production; calcineurin-NFAT signaling cascade; regulation of transcription by RNA polymerase II
Cellular component (GO): transcription regulator complex
Molecular function (GO): transcription factor binding; DNA-binding transcription factor activity, RNA polymerase II-specific; RNA polymerase II cis-regulatory region sequence-specific DNA binding
Source: RefSeq, a predicted model, not a curated record
UUUGAAGAAGUUUGGGGAAAAAAGUUUGGAAAAGUUUCUAUAAUAACUAGGGGGCGUCCGGAGGGAGGCGGCAGCGGCGGAGGAGGGGGCGUCUCAGACAAGGGGCGGGAGGGAGCCGCGGGCGCAGCGACGGCAGCCUCCUGAGCGCCCCCUCCCACCCGGACCGGGACGGGGGGCUCCGGCCGGAUCCAUGGGGGCCGCGAGCUGCGAGGAUGAGGAGCUGGAAUUUAAGCUGGUGUUCGGGGAGGAGAAGGAGGCCCCCCCGCUGAGCGCAGGGGGCCCGGGGGAAGAACUGGACUCAGAGGACACUCCGACAUGCUGCCGCCUGGCCCUGGGGGAGCCCCCUCCCUAUGGCGCGGCCCCUAUUGGCAUUCCCCGGCCACCACCCCCUCGGCCUGGCAUGCACUCGCCGCCGCCCCGCCCAGCCCCCUCCCCUGGCACUUGGGAGAGCCAGCCGGCUCGUUCGGUGAGGCUGGGGGGGCCCGGAGGGGGCUCGGGUGGGGCCGGGGGAGGCCGUGUCCUGGAGUGCCCAAGCAUCCGCAUCACUUCCAUCUCUCCCACGCCUGACCCGCCAGCCACCCUGGAGGACAACCCCGAUGCCUGGGGGGACGGCUCUCCCAGGGAUUACCCCCCACCAGAAGGCUUUGGAGGCUACCGAGAGGCAGGGGGCCAGGGCGGGGGCCCCUUCUUCAGCCCCAGCCCUGGCAGCAGCAGCCUGUCCUCCUGGAGCUUCUUCUCAGACGCCUCUGAUGAGGCCGCCCUGUAUGCCGCUUGCGAUGAGGUGGAGUCUGAGCUAAACGAAGCGGCCUCCCGCUUUGGCCUGGGCUCCCCACUGCCCUCGCCCCGGGCAUCCCCUAGGCCAUGGACCCCCGAUGAUCCCUGGAGCCUGUAUGGUCCAAGCCCUGGAGGCCGGGGACCAGAAGAUAGCUGGCUACUUCUCAGUGCUCCUGGGCCCUCCCCAGCCUCCCCACGGCCAGCCUCUCCAUGUGGCAAAAGGCGCUAUUCAAGCUCCGGAACCCCAUCUUCAGCCUCUCCAGCUCUGUCCCGCCGGGGCAGCCUGGGAGAAGAGGGGUCCGAGCCACCUCCACCACCCCCACUGCCUCUGGCCCGGGAUCCUGGCUCCCCUGGCCCCUUUGACUAUGUGGGGGCCCCACCAGCCGAGAGCAUCCCCCAGAAAACCCGGAGGACUUCCAGUGAGCAGGCAGUGACCCUGCCUCGGUCUGAGGAGCCGGCUCCGUGCAACGGGAAGCUGCCUUCGGGAGCAGAGGAGACUGCAGCUCCUCCAGGUGGUGCUCGGAAGGAGGGAGCUGGCAUGGACUACCUGGCAGUGCCCUCCCCUCUGGCUUGGUCCAAGGCCCGGAUUGGGGGACACAGCCCCAUCUUCAGGACCUCUGCCCUACCCCCACUGGACUGGCCUCUGCCCAGCCAGUACGAGCAGCUGGAGCUGAGGAUUGAGGUGCAGCCUCGAGCCCACCAUCGGGCCCACUAUGAGACAGAGGGCAGCCGAGGUGCUGUCAAAGCUGCUCCUGGUGGUCACCCUGUAGUCAAGCUCCUAGGCUACAGUGAGAAGCCACUGACCCUACAGAUGUUCAUCGGCACUGCAGACGAAAGGAACCUGCGGCCUCAUGCCUUCUAUCAGGUGCACCGCAUCACCGGCAAGAUGGUGGCCACGGCCAGCUAUGAAGCUGUAGUCAGUGGUACCAAGGUGUUGGAGAUGACCCUGCUUCCUGAGAACAACAUGGCAGCCAACAUUGACUGUGCUGGAAUCCUGAAGCUUCGGAAUUCAGACAUUGAGCUGCGGAAGGGUGAGACGGAUAUCGGGCGCAAGAACACACGUGUGCGGCUGGUAUUCCGGGUACACGUGCCCCAGGGCAGCGGGAAGGUCGUCUCUGUGCAGACAGCAUCAGUGCCCAUCGAGUGCUCCCAGCGCUCGGCCCAGGAGCUGCCCCAGGUGGAGGCCUACAGCCCCAGUGCCUGCUCCGUGAGAGGAGGAGAGGAGCUAGUGCUAACUGGCUCCAACUUCCUGCCGGAUUCCAAGGUGGUGUUCAUCGAGAGGGGCCCCGAUGGAAAGCUGCAAUGGGAGGAGGAGGCCACUGUGAACCGGUUGCAGAGCAAUGAGGUGACACUGACCCUGACUGUCCCUGAGUACAGCAACAAGCGGGUGUCCCGGCCCGUCCAGGUCUACUUUUAUGUCUCCAACGGGCGCAGGAAGCGCAGCCCUACCCAGAGUUUCAAGUUCCUGCCUGUGAUCUUCAAGGAGGAGCCCCUACCAGACUCAUCUCUCCGGGGCUUCCCUUCAGCCUCAGGCCCCUCCUUCGGCACUGACAUGGACUUCUCACCCCCCAGACCCCCCUACUCCUCUUAUCCCCAUGAAGACCCUGCUUACGAACCUCCUUACCUGUCAGAAGGUUUCAGCUAUGGCACACCCCCUCUGUACCCCCAAACGGGGCCCCCACCAUCAUACAGACCUGGCCUUCGGAUGUUCCCUGAGACUGGGGGUACCACAGGUUGUGCCCGUCCACCAGUCUCCUUCCUUCCUCGGCCCUUUCCCAGUGACCCCUAUGGGGGACGGGCCUCCCCUUUCCCCCUGGGGCUGCCAUUCCCUCCUCCAGCCCCUUUCCAGCCUCCACUGCCUUCCUCCCCACCGCUGGAAGGCCCCUUCCCUCCCCAGAGUGGUGUUCACCCCCCACCUCCUGAGGGGUACAAUGAGGUAGGGCCAAGCUAUGGCCCUGGGGAGGGGACUCCGGAGCAGGAGAAAUCCAGGGGUGGCUAUGGCAACGGCAGCGGCUUCCGAGACAGUGUCCCUAUCCAGGGUAUCACGCUGGAGGAAGUGAGUGAAAUCAUUGGCCGAGACCUGAGUGGCUUCCCAGCACCUCCUGGAGAUGAGCCUCCUGCUUGAACCAUCACCUGGCAAUUCCAGCUUCCUGGCCCCUCCAGCCCUGCCCACUUUCCCUUCAUCCUGGGGUGGUGGUUCCAGAAGCUUGGGGCCAAUCUGGUUCUUCUUUCCCCAGCUUUUGCCUCUUUCCCCCUGGCCCCCUCCUCCUCCCCUAGCUGAGAUGUGGCCCCCUGGGCCUGGUGCUGCCAGGGAAGGCUCAGUGAGGGACAGCACGGAGGACGGAGGCUGGGUGGGAGGACUGACUGGAGUGAAGGCUGUGUCUAGAUUGUGUACGGGCCCUGGUGCUGGGAGUCUGGGACGGGUGGAUGGAUAAUAAACUGCUCACUGAUGAGUGCUUCAGGCUCCAGAGCUCUUUGGCAAGAGAGGAGGGGCAGCUUACCCUAGCCUGAGGUGGCUUAGAGGUUGGAAAGAGAUGGGAUGUGGCUGGGAUCAUUGUAACCCAAAGAGCUUCUCAGAGUAGGGGGCUGGGGAUAAUUUAAGGGGCCCCAGAGGCUUCCUAACUGGGUUGGGGUUGGGGGCCAGAGCUUUAGUAGGCCUAUCCUCCCUGGGAUGCAAAUUCCUGUAGGCUCUUUGGGAUGGGACCCAGGAAUCUGUAUUUUCAAGUUUCUUUUUCUUUCUACCACCCAGAUGAUUCUGAUUCAUAGGCAAGGUCAGGAAACACCAAUCUAGCCCUUAUCCCUUAUUUGCAAAGGAGGGAUCUGAGACUAAGAGGGAAGGGGCUUGCCCAAGGUCACACAGCUAAUCGUAGCAGGUUAAAUGUAUACUCCUGGGCUCCUGCCUCCAGCCCACCCUCAGACACCCUGACUCAUCAGGUUCAGGCCCCUGAAGCUUAUCUUCCUGGAGUAGGGUUGGGGGUGAGGGAGGGCUGGCAUGGGUCUAUCCACAGUCUGGAUUCUUGGGGACAGUGAAAACAUUCUGGAAAGAUCUGUGCUUUGGAAGUAGAUUGCAGGAAGCCAUGCAACCUCUCUAGCGGGUCUGAGUGCUACCCUGGGGCUCAGUGCAUUGUUUGGCUCCUGGCCUGUCUUGUAGAUAUGCCCACAUAUCACCAAUGACAGGCCCAUGCUCAAAGCCUGGUUUGUCCUGUCUUGACAGCCAAUGUGGCCAAGUCCCCAGGGGGCUGGGCAUUUAGUACCAUUAGCCUGCGAUGGCUAGGCUUGGCUGCUGGGGCUACACCCCAAAUACAUUCAGGGAGUUGGUACUCAGGAAACUGGCCUCACCUCCAGGCUGGUGGGGCCUCUCUAUAUCCAAUGGGUUCCAACAGGCCUGGCAAGAACCCAUGUGUUCAGAGGUGGGGGUGAGAGAAGCUGGCUCUGAAGUGGAGAACAAGAGAACCAGGAUGACCCUCAAUAACAAGGAAUUUUCUUUAUCUUCCUGAAUGCAAACUGCUGUGCACCAAACUGACAUCAAGUGAUCAGCUCAUUGGGCUGUGUCCUUGGCUGCUUUUCAAAGAUACCCUCCAGUAGGGGCCAGAGUCAUUACCCUGUAAUUUCCAUGUCAGGCGGGACCUUGGGAUACAUGUGUUAUAACCAGCAUUCUACAACACUCCCCACCCCACCUCAUACCCCAAGAUCUCUAACAAGGGAUAUCAGCUUCUGUGAAUGAAAAGCGGUAGGGGACUCACUACCUCCCAAGACAGAUGAUUUCAUUUUCUGCCAGGGCACUGCCAUUCAUUCAUUGCCAGACAUUUAUCAGGCAGCUAAGUGCCAGCCAAUGGGUCCUGGAGGACCUCACGAGGCCACAGUAAGUCAACAUCUCAUUGUAACUCAACAGUUCAACUCAGUAAAUAUUUCUCGUAGAAUGUAAGGUUUGGGGGACAGGCAGUGAACAAUUUUAUUACAGGGCGCAGAAGGAGCAGAGAGCAGGGGCACUCCGUCCAGCUGUAGGAGCUAGCGGGAACUUCAGGGGUGACUUCUAGAUUGAGACCUGCAGCAUGACUGAACUGACCAACCCAGGAGUAGGAAAAGGCAGGCUGGGUGGAGCCACCAGAAUGGGCUAGAUCCUGCAGGAGAGCUUACUGAAUUUCCUUCUCUGGCUGGAACUCUGAGCCUCCAAGGAAGGCUGACAGAUGGAGGGCUUACUGCACUCAAAGGGCCAAGGGAGGUUCUGUGCGAUGGGGAUGGGGAAAGGUUAAGUUCUGGAAGAGGAGGGAUUGGAGAGGAAAGCACAGGCUACAUUCUGGGGGUCUCAUAGUCAUGCCAGGGAAUUUAGAGUUAUCCAAGGAUGAUGGGUGCUUCCUCACUAGAUGGGAGUCCUCCUGGGGUGAGCUGAAAUCUGCUUUCCUGUGGCUGCUCUGCAAGGCGCUGUGCUAGGCCCUCACUUCAUAGAAUCCUCCCGAUUAGAAUCUUGAGGUGAGUUAGCCUCCCAGGUUCAUUGUCUCUUCCCAGGAUCCCCACAGACAUCUCACUCCCUGAGGCUGGGGUUGGGAGAGGAUAAGGAUGCUGGAUCUACAGCUGGUGUCAGAAAAGACUUUCUUGGCCAGGGCUUCUCUGAGUGCAGUCUGAG